GUGUUUGAGUUGCAAACAGUGCAGCGGGGUAGGGAGCUUGGGAUUGGUUUGCUGAUUCCCCCUGGCCACUGGAUCUUACACUCUUUUAUGUAUAUCCAUCCCCAGCUUAAAUCCACCGCCAGACCAUGUGCUCUCCAUGACGGAUGUUCGAUUGCUAAGCUAACGCUGAAUGUCAGAAGACUCUCCUUGGUAGAGCCAAGGGUUGUUGGAAACUCCAACCUAGCCCUCUUAUUUUUUUCUGUGUGUGUGUUCCUCUAGAACUUUCAAACCUGUUUCUCCAAAGGGUUUUGCAGAAACUCAGACUGUUUUCUAAAGCAGAAGCACCUCCGUCCACAGCAGUAGUGAUGGGCAGCGUGCGAACCAACCGCUAUAGCAUCGUUUCCUCAGAAGAGGAUGGCAUGAAGCUGGCAACCAUGGCAGUUGCCAAUGGCUUCGGGAACGGGAAGAGCAAGGUACACACUAGACAGCAGUGCAGGAGCCGCUUCGUCAAGAAAGACGGACACUGCAACGUCCAAUUCAUUAAUGUGGGCGAGAAAGGACAACGUUACCUGGCAGACAUCUUUACCACCUGCGUGGAUAUUCGCUGGAGGUGGAUGCUAGUUAUCUUCUGCCUGGCUUUCAUCCUUUCCUGGCUUUUUUUUGGCUGUGUGUUUUGGCUGAUUGCUCUGUUGCAUGGGGAUCUGGAGGACUCAGGAAACUACAAACCUUGUGUCUCCAAUGUGAACAGCUUCACUGCAGCCUUCCUCUUCUCCAUCGAAACUCAGACAACGAUUGGGUAUGGUUUUAGGUGCGUCACGGACGAGUGCCCCAUUGCAGUCUUCAUGGUGGUUUUCCAGUCUAUCGUAGGCUGCAUCAUUGAUGCCUUCAUCAUUGGGGCUGUCAUGGCAAAGAUGGCUAAACCAAAAAAGAGAAACGAAACUCUAGUCUUCAGUCACAAUGCUGUUGUGGGCCUGAGGGAUGGGAAGCUGUGUUUAAUGUGGCGUGUUGGAAACCUACGGAAAAGCCAUUUGGUAGAGGCACACGUGAGAGCCCAGCUUCUUAAAUCCAGGGUCACCUCCGAAGGAGAAUACAUCCCCUUGGACCAAAUAGACAUCAACGUUGGGUUUGAUAGUGGGAUAGACCGCAUAUUCCUGGUCUCCCCAAUUACAAUAGUCCAUGAAAUAGAUGAACAAAGCCCCUUGUAUGACUACAGUAAGCAAGACAUGGACAAUGCAGACUUUGAAAUUGUAGUAAUAUUAGAGGGCAUGGUGGAAGCUACCGCCAUGACUACCCAGUGCCGUAGUUCAUAUCUGGCAAACGAAAUCCUCUGGGGCCACCGUUAUGAGCCUGUGCUCUUUGAAGAGAAAAACUACUACAAAGUGGACUAUUCUAGGUUCCACAAAACGUACGAAGUGCCCAACACACCCCUUUGUAGUGCCAGAGACUUAGCAGAAAAGAAAUACAUUCUCUCUAAUGCAAAUUCUUUUUGCUAUGAGAAUGAAGUGGCCCUCACUAGCAAAGAAGAGGACGAGAGUGACAAUGGGGUGCCUGAAAGCAUGAGCACAGACACCCUCCCAGACAUGGACCAUCAUAACCAAGCUGGGGUGCCACUAGAACCUAGGCCGUUAAGGCGGGAAUCGGAAAUAUGACUGACUGACUUUUUCUCUGUUAUCUUUUGGUUUAAAAGAAAAAUACGUCGGUCAAAGGCACAGUGAGCUGAGAGUUGGCCCAAAGCCGUUUUCAGACGAUGGUACUGUUGAAGAAAGGCGUGAAGACAAGCGGUCCUGAGGAAACUAAGCCAGUUUUAGGGCUGUCUUUAGAGGAGAGAGAGCUGAAAAUGAACUCUAAACACGAAGCACUAAACAAUGUCUAAGCAUGACCAGAAGGCACAUAUAUAUUGUAGAAUAAAUUAUGUAUAUAUUUUUUUACAAAACUUGAACUUGCAGGCGAGCUUUGGUUGGGUUAUUAUUUUUUUUUUUUCAACUUUUUCCAGAAUGCUUCUCUCUAGGGAACAAGAAUGUUUUUAAUGGCAUAACAAAGGCAAGAAUCUGCCUUAUUAUUAUUAUUAUUAUUAUUAUUAUUGUUAUUAUUUUAAGAAAGCUGCUGCUAACUACAUGGACACAAAUUGUAAUUUUUUUGUGGCAGUGUAGUUUUUUCUUUUGUGUAAUUUAAAAAAAAAAAAGUCAACAUUGAAUUUUGUGGGUUGAAAAGCUCGUGAUCACACUUCAAAGAGGCCAAUGCGGCCGUAUAGUCUGAACUUCGUUUGAGGCCAGUAGUUUGAUAGCUAGAAUCAAUUUUUCUCUCUUUUCAGUUACAUAAGGGGCAUUAUGUAACAUAAGGCCAAUUGGUAGCCUCCAGCAAAAUUUUUUUUCAGGCGGGGAUGGGAGGGAGCUGAGUUUAAUUCUCUAUCUAAAAAUUAAGUUGAAACUACCUAAAUGGAUACCAAAGAAAAUGCACAGUUUUGCACAGGGGAGUUUAUUUAAAUGAAACAGGCUGCUUUAAACAAACAAAAUUUGAACCUCAGACUUUUUUUUUUAAAGGGCCUCAUUUCGCACCUUAUUCAGAAAAUAGAGGGUAAGACUCCGAUCUAAGUAAGCAAGACAUUUUUCCCCCCUCUGUGGGAAAACGAGCUCCCUUUCUUUCUUUUUAUAAGAAGGAAAAGGGGGGGGAGGGGGGAAGCAAACAUCUGUUCUUUCCUGUUUAGCAAAACACCAGCAGGGCUGCAGCAGAAGGUCAAGUGUUGUUCUACACACAUUCCAAAACUGCUUCUAGAACUUAGAGGGCCCUUUUAGAGCUGACCCAGCGUUCUGAGAACUGAGCCAUCAGACAUGCUGCAGGCGGUCAUUACAUUUCCAGUUAAACUAGGCUAAGAGCCAUGCAAAGCUGCUGAUCUGCGCUAGGCUAACUCGGCUGGAGCAGGCAUUUAGGCGUAGGUGAGGCGAGCAACACAUAAAUCCCUGGGGAGGAGGAGGGG
Molecule: messenger RNA, 2953 nt
Organism: Trachemys scripta elegans
Lineage: Eukaryota; Metazoa; Chordata; Testudines; Emydidae
Gene: KCNJ2
Product: potassium inwardly rectifying channel subfamily J member 2
Exons: 2
Coding region: 345-1628 (427 amino acids)
Biological process (GO): potassium ion import across plasma membrane; regulation of monoatomic ion transmembrane transport
Cellular component (GO): plasma membrane
Molecular function (GO): inward rectifier potassium channel activity
Source: RefSeq, a predicted model, not a curated record